AUGUCCAAAAGAAGAAAGGCAUCCAGACCUCCUAGCUACGCCCCUUUACAACUAACACUAAAGAAGCCUCGGAUCUCCUGUUCCUUCAGAUUUUUUCGCCCACAGGAAAGCUGCAGCAGAGUAGGUGAAGCUGCGAAAGCUCUCACAACCCUACCAGAGGUGUAUUUCCCUCAAACAACGAUACUUGCAGGCAAUCUCAACCUACUACACAACAGAUGGCAACCCUCGCUACAACAUAGCCCUACAACUUUUGCAGAGCUGUUUAUCAACUGGCUGGAUCUCCAGGGUCUAGUACUCAUUUCUGACAUAGACUGUCCCACACAUGAAAGGGGUAACGUGUUAGACCUCAGUUUCGCCUCAAGCCCUCUGGCACUCGCAGGAGCCAAAGCUAGCAUAGCGAGCCACUUAGAUGCAACCUCAGAUCAUCAACCACUAAUCACCACUGUUCCAUGGGAUCAGAGAUACAAGGAAACAGCCCAGAAACUGAGAUUUGACACACUAGACCACACCUCCUUCCUCUCGCUCCUCGCCUCUAAUCUCGCUAGCACCGAGAGCUCAGCCGUAACAGAAGAAGAUCUUGAUGCCCUUGCUGAAAAACUGACAUCUGCAAUUCAAGGAGCAUAUAGAGGCUCUGCUAAGAGGACCAUAACACAAGGCAUAGAACAACCAUGGCCUCUACUCAAAGACAGACUUCCGCAGGAUAACAAGAUGCUCUCUAUGGCAACACAAAUGAAGGAUGUCUUUGAUAUGAGCACCUUCCGAAGCCCUCCACUGAAGGAUCCACUGAGACCCAAUAGCUUCCCAGCAGUUACUAUACAUGAGAAACGAGACGUACUAGUCCGUAAUCUUCUCCAAAACUCGGCUGAGGCAAGAGACAUACCGCUGGACUCCCCAGCAGUCCCUACCACUAGUCUCUACUUCCUAGAUAUAACAAUGGCACAGGUGGAGGAGUCAGUACUUCAGGCAGGAAACACAGCCCCUAGCUCAGACAAAAUCCCAACCUGCAUACUCAAAGUGGCAUGGCCUCUGAUCAAGGACAAGAAAUCAAAAAAGACUGAUUGGUCCUCACCUAGAUUAUAUAGACCAAUCGCUCUCCUAUCAGUUCUUGGCGAAGGACUUGAGCGCUUGAUGGCAUGGAAUAUGGCAUGGAUCUCUAUACACUACAAAGUAUUAGCAAGGCAACAGUUUAGGGCUCUCCCACUAAGAUCUGCAAAUGAUCUAACUACAUGCCUAACACAUGAUGUUGAACAAGCACUAAAUCAAGGCAUGACUACCUCACUCCUUACCCUAGAUGUUAAGGGCGCUUUUAAUGCCGUGCUUCCCGGUAGACUCAUCCGCAGAUUAUGUGAGCAGGGCUGGCCCACUAAUCUUGUUCUCUGGAUUGCCUCCUUUGCUACUGGGCGAUCAGUCCAGAUCUGA
Messenger RNA from Talaromyces stipitatus ATCC 10500, 1419 nucleotides. RefSeq names its product reverse transcriptase, putative. The record is from RefSeq and is a predicted model, not a curated record. Lineage: Eukaryota; Fungi; Ascomycota; Eurotiomycetes; Eurotiales; Trichocomaceae. The transcript is spliced from 6 exons. The coding region runs from base 1 to 1419 and encodes 472 amino acids. Gene Ontology annotation, molecular function: catalytic activity.